Messenger RNA from Doryrhamphus excisus (bluestripe pipefish), 2326 nucleotides. It is a transcript of the gene tfa, whose product is annotated as transferrin-a. Lineage: Eukaryota; Metazoa; Chordata; Actinopteri; Syngnathiformes; Syngnathidae. The record is from RefSeq and is a predicted model, not a curated record. Gene Ontology annotation, cellular component: early endosome; plasma membrane; extracellular region. Gene Ontology annotation, biological process: antibacterial humoral response; iron ion transport.
UUCUGCUGACCUGGAGACCUUCCACCAUGAAGCACCUCCUCUUUCUCCUGCUCUCCUGCCUGGCUGCAGUAAGGUCAGCCCCAGCUGACACGGACCACGUGAGGUGGUGCGUCAAGUCUGACAAAGAGUACCAGAAAUGUUUGGACCUCGCAGCCAAGGCGCCGGUGUUCUCCUGUGUGAAGAAGACCAACUCACUGGAUUGCAUCAUUGCUAUUCAUGCUGGUAAUGCCGAUGCAAUCACAUUGGAUGGAGGAGACAUCUACACCGCUGGGCUGAAGAACUACAAACUGCAUCCCAUUAUUGCUGAGAACUAUGGCCCCACAUCAGAGGGCUGUUACUACGCUGUGGCUGUGGUUAAGAAGGGCACAGGAUUUGGUAUCAGAGACUUGGAACAGAAGCGAUCCUGCCACACCGGUUUUGGAAAAUCUGCCGGCUGGAACAUUCCCAUUGGAACGCUGGUGUCGAUGGAUAUACUGAAGUGGCGUGGCAUUGAGGACAAAUCAAUUGAGGAGGCGGUGGCUAGCUUCUUCUCUAAAAGCUGCGCCCCUGGAGCGUCGUACGCCGCCCUGUGUAAAGGCUGCAAGGGAGACUGUUCGCGGUCCCACAAAGAGCCUUUCUAUGACUACAGUGGUGCCUUCCAGUGCUUGGUCGAAGAUGCCGGAGAUGUUGCUUUUGUGAAACAUCUGACUGUGCCAGUUAGUGAAAAGGCCAACUAUGAGCUGCUGUGCCUUGACAACACCAGGGCGCCCAUAGAUAGUUUCAAAACAUGUCACCUGGCCAGAGUACCAGCUCACGCCAUUGUCACCCGCAAGGACCCAGAGCUGGCUGACUUGAUCUGGAGAAGCCUCAAUGCAGUGCGGAAAGAGGACUUCAAUCUGUUCUCCUCUGAGGCAUACGCGCCUGCCAAGAACCUGAUGUUUAAAGAUUCUACUGUGAACCUUGUCCAGCUGCCUGCCAACACAAACUCCUUUAUGUAUUUGGGUGCCACGUACACCGGCACAGUGCGCUCGCUGACAAAAGAGGUCAGUAUGGCAGACACUUCCGGCGCCAUCACAUGGUGUGCUGUGGGUGCCGCUGCAACAAGCAAAUGUGACAAAUGGAGUUUUCACCCUUUGGCGGAUGAAGACAACAAAAUUGUUUGCCAGGAAGGCGCCACAGUUGAAGCAUGCUUGAAAAUGAUCAUGCGCAAAGAGGCUGAUGCGAUGGCGAUUGACGGAGGAGAGGUGUACACAGCUGGAAAGUGCGGUUUGGUUCCAGCCAUGGUGGAGCAGUACGAUGAAGAAAUGUGCAACAAAGCUGGAGCCUCAGCCUCCUCCUACUUUGCCGUUGCUGUGGUCAAGAAGGGCUCAGGAGUGACCUGGGAAAACCUGAGGGGGAAGAAGUCCUGCCACACUGGCUUUGGACGAACAGCUGGUUGGAACAUCCCCAUGGGUAAAAUCCACAGACAGACUGGUGACUGUGACUUCAGCAAGUUCUUCAGUAGCGGCUGUGCCCCUGGAGCACCGGCCGACUCCCCGUUCUGUUCUCAGUGUGCCGGCAGUGGCAAAAGUGUGGCUGACGAGUUCAAGUGCAAAGCCAGUUCUGAGGAGAGAUACUACGGUUAUGCUGGGGCCUUUAGAUGUCUUGUUGAUGGCGCUGGUGAUGUCGCCUUCAUUAAACACACAACUGUUCAAGAAAACAGUGAUGGAAAUGGUCCAAAAUGGGCUAGCGCUAUCUCCAGCAGCGAUUAUGAACUAAUCUGCCCCGGGAAGCAGUCCGUUCCAGUCACACAGUUUCAAGAUUGUCACCUGGCAGCCACCCCAGCACAUGCUGUUGUGACCCGUCCAGAGACCCGCAAUGAUGUCGUCCGCGUACUCCAGGACCAGCAGGCCAAGUUUGGUAGUGGCAGCACUGCCACUUUCAAAAUGUUUAAUUCGGAGGGGGGACAGAACCUUCUCUUCAAGGACUCUACAAAGUGUCUCCAAGAAGUUCCUGCUGGGUCCAGUUAUGAGCAGUUCUUGGGAGCAGAGUACAUGAAUGCCAUGAACUCACUGAGGCAGUGCAGUGACACCGCUUUAGAUUUGGAAAAACUGUGCGCUUCCCAUAACUGUCAGUCAACAAACUAGAUGGCUCUUCAGUUGACGCAAACUCCUGUUCCACCGCCACUGCAUUGUGAAUUUUCUUUCUGAUCAUGCUGUAGAACUGUUCACAUGCAAAUCAACAAUCAAGCCAGCGAGCAUAUCCACGAAUGCAACACAUUACAUGAUACUGGAUUAUCAUUUCUUUUCUAACAUGUACCAUAUUUGACAAAUAAAGUCCUUUCAAUGCCAUAUGGAUUCCUGUUUUG